Molecule: messenger RNA, 6541 nt
Organism: Thunnus maccoyii (southern bluefin tuna)
Lineage: Eukaryota; Metazoa; Chordata; Actinopteri; Scombriformes; Scombridae
Product: calmodulin-regulated spectrin-associated protein 3-like
Exons: 20
Coding region: 777-5561 (1594 amino acids)
Biological process (GO): neuron projection development; cytoplasmic microtubule organization; negative regulation of microtubule depolymerization
Cellular component (GO): microtubule minus-end
Molecular function (GO): microtubule minus-end binding; spectrin binding; calmodulin binding
Source: RefSeq, a predicted model, not a curated record
UAAGUGUAAUAUUUACUUCAGACUACGAUGAGUAGGCUUCAAGCAGCUGUAUUAUGUGGGGAAACUGAACAAUAGAUAUACAAUAACAAAAAAAGUCUACAGCUAAUCUUGUAGAUGUUGAGAUAUUUCACAGGAUAAGUCCAUCCAUGCACCUGCUCUGAGAGAGAAAUCCAUAUGUAGGUUCAUGUUUGCUGAAGUCAGGCUUCAUGACUAUAAAUUUACUGAAUACCACCAGAGACACUAUGGGGAUUUGAUCAAUCCACUCCUGCUAGGAACACUUUGAUUUGGGCUCUGUUAUCUCUAAAAUGUUUACAGUAUGUAGAGAUAAUUUACUCUGCUGUGAUUGUUUGUACAUUCAGAUCAGUUAGUUCACUUCUUCUUCACUAUGCAAUGCAAACAAAACCUUCCAUUGUGUCCGCUGACCGGUUCACCAGGUCAGUCGAUGAGGUUGGAGUGGAUGCCUUGCUCAAGAGCACCUCCAUGUGGAAGAAGGAGACACUGCUGCUGGUUUAUUACCCAGUUAGAAACUCUAAUAUGCGAUCACAGACAAGAAAUAAACAAAUGUAGAAACACCGACAUUACUGCUGCUGCUUUAGCUUGUGUGGAAAAUAUGAAGGAUAUGAAAAGCAUAUUUUCUAUGACAUCCCCACUGGCCGACAUGUGACGUGUACGGGGGCGUGGAGCCGAGCUGAUGACAUAAGUGAGUGCUGCUGCUGCUGCUGCUGCUGGUGCUGCUGCUGCCUGCCUGCGUGUCCUCCGUGCGGCACAGCGCAGCCAUGGUGGACUCUCCCAGCGCGAUGAAGAAGACCUUCUCGGUGCCGGAGAUUAAACCGCUGGACCAGUACGACUUCAACCGGGCAAAGAUCUGCGCCAGCGUCCGGUGGCUGCUGUCGAAAUCGUACGGCUCUGCAGAGAAUGUUCCUGUGGAGUUGAGGGAGCCGCUUUACAAGGACCAGUAUGAACAGGAGCACCUCAAGCCGGCCGUCUCCAAGCUGCUUCUCUCCCCGGAGAUCUACUGCCGAGCUCAGGCCCUUCUGGCCCAGGCGCAUGGGGUCUCUCAGCCAGCGUCGCAGGGGUCCCCGGCCGACAACUCAGCCCUGUUGCAGUUCCUCAUUAAGAAAGGUUUCGCCCCAAAGAUCCAGGAUGUAGACGUCACAGAAGAGGACCUCAGCUGCGUCCCCAUCAAGACGAAUGCCCACCUCGCCCUGAUUGAUGCACUGAUGUCACUGGCUGCUAAAGAGACAGUGGGCAGGGUGAAGAUGGCGGCGGAGGCGGAGCAGAUGGGUGUCGGCGCUCCGUGGGAGAACGCUCUGCUCUUCUGGGUCAACAGGCUGAAUCAGAAGUUGAGAGAAAGCACAGAAGACGAAGAGCCUCCCAAGCCGCAGACAUGUACAGACAUGCAGCCUGCUCAGGACACGUGUCAAUCCACCCGUUGGUACUGGAAACUAGUCCCCCAUGCUAUCGCUUUUUGUUUGAAGGAGUCGGGGAAUAAGCCGCCAGUGAUCCGCUAUAGGAAGGACAAAGUGCAGUCUAAGCUGACUCCUACUUUCCCUCUGGUUUCCGCGGUCAAAGAUCUGUCUAAUGGCUGUGCUAUAGCGGCUGUGUUGCACUACUACUGCCCCAGCUUGCUGCCUCUAGAGGAUGUGUGUCUGAAGGACACCAUGUCAGUGGCCGACAGUCUCUACAACCUGCAGCUGAUCAAAGAGUUUUGUGAGAGCAGUUUACAGAGCUGCUGCCCCCUCCCUGUGGAGGACCUUCUCUAUGCUCCACCGCUUCUGCAUCUGAACAUCAUGAGCUUCAUAGCUGAGCUGCUGGAAUGGUUUGAGGUUAAGAAGCCUGAUUUUGUCAAGCCAAUACAACCCAUCGACCUCACAGAUGUCUCUGGAUUACUGUACUGCACGAGUCCUGUCAGUGGGAACAGCAACAGUGGUUCUCCUUCCUUCAUCUUCAAACAACCUUUCGUGCCAAUCUCCUCCCCAGUGUCACCAGAAAACAAAAGUUGGACAAAGAAACAAAUCAGUCGUCCUCUGUCAGCAGUGACUUUCAGCAUCCCAUUUGGGCUGGACAGUGAUGUUGAUAUUGUCAUGGGCAACCCAAUAGAUUCUGUCUUUCGCUCUGUCAGCACUGACAGCCUCACCACCGGCAUCCCUGCAGUGAGUUCACCAGUGAAAUCAGCAGGGAUGACUCGUGUCCCAUACAGCCCCCCAGAGGACCUCAGCCACCUGGUCAGUGCUUCUGCGCCAUCGCAGCGGGCUUCCUGGGGCCCUUUCACACACACAGCGCCAAUGGGGGAGCUGCCGACCAUUGAGGAGGCGCUACAGGUGGUUCACACUCCUGGCAGCAAAGACCAAAAGAAGGGAAGGACACCAGAGAAAGGUGGAAGAGGGGCGUUGGGAGGAAGGCCAGAGCCCAGGUUGCGUCCAGAAGGAGCCCCCGCUGGUUUUUUCCUGCACUCCCCAGAGGAAGAUAAUCCUCAGCUCAGUAGUUCUGCUCCCUGCCGCUCUGGAGUCCUUUACCGACCCGUCGGAGGAGAAGUGGGUGAUAAUGAAAGGCAAGGAAGAGGAGAGAGGAGGGAAAGAUCAGGACGGACCACUGAUAUGUCACGUGAUGACGACUCUGUACUACGAGAUGGCAGUGUUGACUCUUCUGAAGCAUCGGAUGAUACACCUAGAAACGCCCCUGGUAAUAUUCGACCCAGCAACGGUAGCCAGGGUAACCACAGCACCAGCAACAGUCCAGGCAUGACAAGCUUUGCUGAACGACGAAACAACAGAAGAAGACACCCCGCUGCUCCUGGGGAAGAUUCAGCCUCGGCUCCGACCCCAACAACCCCAGGAACUCCACAUACACCCUCCACCCCAGCAGGGGCAGCAGGCCAGCAGGACAGCCCGGGUCUCAGAGGCCCUGAGCCAGGCUCCGAGGCCUGGGAGUUGGGGGCUCGUCUGGAGGAAAAACGCAAAAGCAUUGAAGCCCAAAAAAGACGUAUUGAAGCCAUCUUUGCCAAACAUAGACAGAGGCUUGGAAAAAAUGCUUUCCUUCAACUAAAAAGAGAGCAAGGAGAGGGAGGAGGGGAGGCAGCAGCUGAGGAUAAUCUCACGCUGGAGGAGCGCCUCACUCGCAUGGAGGAGCAACUGAAACAGGAGGAGGAAAAAGAAAAGGAGAAAGAAAAAGAUGGAGAUAAGGAGAAAGAGAAGCCAUCUGUUUCCAAUCCUCCUCGGUUAGAGAAGCAGGUCACAUUCUCUAUUGACAGUAAGAAAGGGGCAGAGAAAGGAGCAGAAAAAGAGAAAGGAGGUGAGACUGUCAUAGUGGAGUACAAUGAAGUGGUGCAGAAACUGAGUGAAGCUCUGCAGUCACUACAGAAGGACAUGCAGAAACUUACAGAACAGCAACAGCAGCUCAUGAGCAACCAAAGACCCAGAAAUACACCCAAAACUACUCCAAAAACAACACUUAGAAGUAACGCAAAAACACCACCCAGAACCCCUCCUCACACCCCAACAAAGACGCCACCUAGAACCCCGACCAAGACUCCUGCCAGGAGCACCAGUAAAGCUUGGAUGAUUUCUGCUGGUCCCAAAUCUCCAUCUGCCUCCUCUCCAUCACGCCGUUCUCACAUUCUCUCCUCGGCCACCUCCCCAAAAACUGUCAUCUCUUCCUCCUGCCCAGCUCCUCGCACUAAGAUCCACUCCUCCUCCACUCCCCGCAGCCCCAAAAAUCACUCACGCACCCAACCUCAUCCACGGCCUUCCGAACUCAAGUUCCCCCCUCUCAAUCGUGUCUUGACACCAACCCAGAAUGUGGACACCCUCCCCCACCUGCGGCGUGUGUCCCCCAGCAAGUGUCAAGUUCAGACCUCCUCGACCUUCCGCAUCGGUGGGCCUCGAACUCCUCAGGGGUCUCCUCAGCCUACUCAGCAGCCACAGCCUGACGAGAACAACUCAGACACAGGUUCUAGUGAGACCCCCACCCAGUUCAACCUGGAGCUUGAGCAGGAGGACAUAGAUGUGGUAGGUGGGCUGGCAGGCCUGCCACAGCCCAGACAACUUCAUCCUAGAGCCACUGGUGGCAGCAGCUCUGGUGCUCCUUCUGAGUGCUCAUUUGAGAGCGAGACUUUGUCCCUUUCCGCUGCAUACAGUGCAGGAGGUGAAGAAGGGAGAGGUGGAGAUGCAGGGAAGCGGUGCAGCCUGAUUGAGGUGUCACUGUCAUCUCUUGGAGGGCCAGAGGGGGGCAGUGAUGAACCAACAGAUGAGGGGCAGGAGUUUUCCUCUGAUUCUAUGAGCGACCACACAGAAUCUGCUGUGGAACCUGUUAGAGGACUCGCAGCUGAACCCAUAGAUCCCAUGGAGCAGCUGGAUCUGGCCUUACAAACUGUGAAUUUGUCAGAACAACAAACUGAAUCCAAAGAAGAAGAAGAGGCAAAACAGACUGAAACUUUGGAACCAAGUGAACAGCAACAUGAGCUGGAGACCAGAGGAGGAAUAGGAUUCUUCUAUCAGGAGGAAGUACGUAGUGAGGGGGAGAUGGCCCAACGAAGAGCAUUGCUUUUGGAAAGACAGCAGAAGAGAAAUGAGGAGCUGAAGAAGAGGAGACAAUGGCAUGAGCAAGAAAGGGAAAACAGACCAGGAUCCUCAGACAAGAGAGUAGCCUCUCCCUCCAAUACACCUCCCGCUGGAACCCCUUCCCCCACACCUCCCGCUACUCCAGUUCGUCGUGGAGAUUUCACACGAGGGGAAUAUGCACGGCGGCAGCAGCUCAGGAUCAUGGAUGACCUGGACAAAGUGCUGCGGCAGAAAUCAACCAAUCAUGGACGAUCUUCCGUUAAGAAAACCCAUUCCCGGCCUCGCAGCAUGACCAGAGAGGAAUCACAGCUGUCUCGGAGCCCAGCCAAGCAAACAGCAGCUUCUAAGCUGACCAAAGUCUACUCUCACUCCUCCCUCAACCUGGCAGCUACAGAUGAGCCAGGAAACAGUGGUGGUGACCCCAUUAAGAAAACCCACAGCCGUCCUGAUUCACCCUCUGGAUGUGUGACACCGAGCAGGCUGGCAAAUCAGAAUGGAGAAAAGGACUGGGAGACUGGUUCCAAUGGAACCUCACCUGCCCCAGAAUACACAGGUCUAAAGCUCUUCAAAGAACCAAGCUUCAAGUCCAACAAAUUCAUCAUUCACAACGCUCUCUCUCGCUGCUGCCUGGCUGGAAAGGUCAACGAGACACAAAAGAACAAGAUAGUUGAGGAGAUGGAGAAAAGUCCUGCCAACCACUUCCUCAUCCUCUUCCGUGAUUCCAGCUGCCAGUUUCGGGGCGUUUACACCAUGAACCCAGAGUCCCAGGAGCUUGUACGUUUGGUUGGCAUGGGCCCAAGGACAAUUAGCUCCACCCAGGUGGAGUCCAUCUACAAAUACAGUUCAGACAGGAAGCAAUUUAGUGCCAUCCCCUCUAAAACCGUGGGCAUGAGUGUGGACGCCUUCACCAUCCCCAGCCACCUUUGGCACGGGGGAGGAGGAGCAGGAGGAGGAGGAAGCAGGAGGGCAAGCAUUACUAAGAAGGCUGUCAUUUCCAAGUGAGGGACACAUCAUUAAAGAAUCACUCUGUAAUUAUCAAAAAAAACUAGUAAAUCAUAAAAAAACUGUUGCAUACAUACACAGCGUACCUCUCUUGCCCGUGGAUUUUUAGUAGAAAUACAUGAUAUUAACAUUUACUUGUACUCCCCUUAAUGUGCAUGAAAAUGUUAACAGCACAACUUGCUUUUCCUCAAGAAACAACACUCAAAUCCUGUGUACAGAGGAAGGUUUGCACAAUGAAAAGUUACUUUUAAAAAGUCUCAUUACUUAUACUUUCAUUGUUUGAAGUAAAAAUUCGAAAAAUUACUUUUUUUUUCUGUCAGAAGAAAAGGAAACAUUAAUAAGUUGUUUAUUGAAAAACACUGACUUUCAUAAGACAUAUGAUUACUGUCUGUUCCCUCUCUGGUUCUGUAGACUGAAGUCCUCGAGUAGAGUACCAGUUUUAUACAUUAAGCCAAACAGAGAAAAUGCCUUCUUGUGUCAGAGUGACUGGCGGGACUUUUAUUUUAUACAACGUUCAACUUUAAUUCUACCAACGACUGUCAGUAGGUGGAUUAAAAACACUUUUUUUUUUGCUAAAUGAAAGAUAGCCAUAACGAUAUGAUGCAGAAGUGAACUAUAGGACCGUGUCAAAGAUCUGUAAAUGUGUCAGUGGUUUUCAGAGAUGAUUACCACAGCAUGAAUGGUCAUGUACUGUAUGUGGUAUAAGCUUAUUUCAAAAAUAAUAUCACAGUGAAAACUUGUGGUUUGAUGGAACUAUGUUGAUAAUGGGUAUACGUAUGAGCAUCAGAUGCCAAUUAAAAUAACUUUUGUACACUGAACUAAUAGCAUAUUGAGGAUGACCUGUGUCAUGCCAAGCUACAUUUACAAGUACCUUGAUUGUCGCGCUCUAGGUGGAGUGCACACAGUUAAAUUGGUGUGUUUCAGACCAGCAUUCAUGUAUGAAAUAACAGACUGGAUUAAACUCCGCUGAUCAAGCUGUC